Messenger RNA from Pecten maximus, 3921 nucleotides. Its product is annotated as ankyrin repeat domain-containing protein 42-like. Bases 88 to 1665 code for a protein of 525 amino acids. Gene Ontology annotation, molecular function: protein binding. The record is from RefSeq and is a predicted model, not a curated record. NCBI's taxonomy places the organism in Eukaryota, Metazoa, Mollusca, Bivalvia, Pectinida, Pectinidae. The transcript is spliced from 13 exons.
UUUUAACUAAUGACGCUUCACGAAGAUGAGUUGGUGCGGUCCUACAAAUUAGUGUAAACAAAUUUAGAAGCAGUGUUGGCAACCAAGAUGCCAGGCACAAGGAAAGGUUACGCUACUAUACAUGAUGCUGUCAAGCAUGGGGACGUCAUGGAGAUGGAGUCUAUGGUCAAGAAUGGUGCCAGUAUAAAUGAGGUCGAAGAAAAGGAUAAAUUCACCCCUCUUCACGCUGCUUGUAACAGUGGUGCUCUCGAGUGUCUACACUGGCUGUUAUGGCACGGUGCCGAUGCCACUGUAGUGACACCCAAAGGCUGGAGCCCGGCACACAUAGCCUCAAUACGGGGACAGGAUGCUUGUAUGCAGGCCCUUGUAAACAAUGGUGUGAGCAUGUCAACAAAGGACGCACGAGACAGUACACCAGCCCAUCUGAGUGCCUCUCAUGGGAACUCCUUUACCCUCAACACCAUUCUCAGAUCCGGUGUGGACGUUGGAUCUACAGAUACAAAUGGCUGGACCCCGAUACACUCAGCUUGUUACCAUGGACGUCUAGGGUGUCUCCAGUUGUUGUGUAAAUGGGGAGGUAGUCCUGAGGAGACUGACGAUACAGGAAAUACACCAGCACAUUUAGCAGCAUCAGAAGGACACCUACCUUGUCUAAAAUACCUAGUCAGUUCUGGGGUGAGUCCCAUGCAUGUCCUCGGGGCAAGAAACGAUCAAGGCGAGACACCAAAGGACCUUGCUCAACAAUUCUACAAAGAAUACAUCGUCGAGUACAUCAACGGCAUAGAGUGGGAAAGAGACCACCCUGACGAAGCAGAAAAUCUCUCCUUCCCGGCUCAUGUGGCAGCUUACGGUGGAGAACUCGACCAUUUACGCAUGCUGGUGGAAAACGGUGUCGUCAAUAUUAACGAAAGAGAUGAUAAAGGAUCGACACCUGCUCACAAAGCUGCUGGGAAUGGACAUCUCCACAUCCUUCAAUGGCUGAUUGAGAUGGGCGCAAACAUGACCAUUACAAACCAGGCAGGCGAGGCACCCAGAGAUGUAGCAAGACGAUUCUCACAGCUCGCUUGUGUCAAGUUACUAGGAGGAGAUCCAGAGGAGGAGACGACGAUAGUUGUUGGGGAAGAUGAAGAUGAGGAUGAUGUUACCGAUGGCAACACAGAGGGACGUUCAGUCCUACUUACAGAUAAACAACGCAAAGAAUCUCGAGGGCGAGCCCGACAAAAGUAUGAGGAACUAGAGAGACUACUGGAGGUGGCCAAGAAGAACUACACACAGUUAGGAGGACGACUCCUUGAGGACCGCAAACGUAACCAGGAGAUCAGAGACAAGGAUAAAACUAUCAGUGAGCUGGAGGCCCAGCUGGACUACGAGAGAUUGAGGAGAGAAAAGCUUGAGGCUCAACUUGACCAGUACAGGCGGGAAAUAGCUGACCUGAAAUACCAACUCCAGAGCCGCGACUACAACUCUGGGGAAAAUGUGGCCAUCAACAUACACGGCUCAAGGACAUAUGUAGACCAUGAGUCCAGCGACGCUGACAGCGAGUAUAUGGCAAGGCAAAGACGGUCAAAGAAAACUUCGAAAGGCAAGAAGAGUCUUGGAGAUGAUGGGAUAUUCAUAAAGCGGAACGUGUCGGCACCAAAAAGAAGAUCUAAAAGAGUAGUGUAAACUAGAAUCUCACAAAACACGACGGACAAAGAAAAAACAACAUGAACCAAUUGCAAUUGAUGACCAUUUAAAAGGCGGAUGUACGUAAUGAAGUUGUGACCAUAUGUUCGUACUUUUCCUUUUUUUUGGAGGUCUGAAGUCCAGUAUGAAUAAUCAGUAACUGCAAAGAUCCAAGAGAAAUUGCAAGAAAUGACAGUGACUGACGUUAGAUAAGACUUUUUUUACUGUCCUUUAAUUGUCACAGAAAUAAUAGUUUGAAUUUUUCGAAGCAAGCAGAAGCAAAAAUAAUUUGUUGAAAUAUUCAUGACUGACUAAUUUUCGUUGGGAAUGGACACGAAAACAACUGCUCAAAGAAAUUAUAGAGCUGCCUUUUACCUCCGGUACUCGGUCACAAUUGUAAGAUCCACUUUUUUCAUUACAUUCUUCACACGCAAAAUCUUUUGCGUUUGUUUAUAUAGUCAAGUGAAUUUUUAUUUUUAGAACGAUAGAAAGUAAAAUACAGAGCAACGAACAACGUCCUUUAUGAUUUGACCCACAAAGGUCACCCGCGAAAUGUUUGUGAUUUAGAAAAGAAGAUGGUUAUCAGGGCAAAAACAGUGUAUUUUUGCCAUUUAUGUUUAUAUACAUGACAUUAUGACGUUGUUCUCGAGAUUCCAAUCCAAAUAAUUUGAAACAAAUACUUGAUGCACCUGGUGACCCCUAUGUUGCCUUCUGACAGACCGUCUCAAGGCUCACACACGUGGUAGGUAAACCGGUACAGUAAUUUAUCUGCUAUUGUGCUUGAGAUCAAUAGGCUCAUGAUUGCCAUAUGUAUAGACAGAUCGAUGACACCAUAGCAAUAAGAGAGUAUUUAAAGAUGAAUGUUCGUUUGAUGGACGCAUCUUGUUGACUUGAUUUAAGGUAGAAUAAGCUAUAUUCCCGUCAUCCCAUUGGCUGUGGGAGAGCGAUCCCACAUAUGCGCCAUAUAGACGCUGGUAUUUUAUGAAUAGAUACAUUUUUUUUCAUUUGUUGUUGCGAGAAAGAUUUUUCUGUGCAAGUGCAUUAGGACUGGCAUAGACGCAGAGAAAAGGAAAAACUUUUGUGGAGGAAAAUGCUUCAAUAUUAUUCCCUAAAAUAGCUUAUAAUAUGCCCUUUGUUUGCUUUCAUCAUCAGGAAGUACAUUAACUUAAUAGAUAAUAGCUUAUUAGUUGAUUAUGGAUAAAAUAUAACGAAUCGCCAUCUUCGAAAGCGUGCGUAAGAAGAGGAAGCCGAUUGUCAUUUAAUAUGUCAUAAUUUGCUAUCAAACCAAAAAAAAAUUACACUUACACUAGAUUGUUUCAUUUAAGAACAAAUUACAUUUGUUUUCAUGUACAUGUAAUCUGUUUUUGUCGUUUUUCAUCAAUUCUUGUCAAUUUCUUUCCACUAACAAGAGAUUAUAUUCUGAUGUCUGAUUUGAAUAAUUACGGUAAUACAGUUACAAUUUCUUGAUGGAGUCAAUGUUUGCCUUAUUGAUUAAUUCAAUAUUCAUCUAUUUUGUAGGUCGUUUUAGAGUUUAUUACAUCGUAGGAAUGCAGAAGUCUGUUAUCUGUAUCUGAAUAAAGAUUCUGUAAUUGAUAUUGCGGUCGUUCUUCUACAGACUUGUGUUACAGUUAUAAUAUUCAUUUCUAAAUCAAUAAUUCUUUAUUUAUUUUUAAAUGUUCCGUAUAAGAUUGAAAUCUAAACGAAACAUAUCAUUUUAUGGGAGUAUCGUGUAUCUGAUUAACUUUGAUAGUUGUGCGCAAUGCCGUUUGAGGUUUGUUUCCAAUUUUGAAUAUGCAUUCUCUGAAUCUUCAUCACUAUUGUUUUAUAUGUAUAUAUCUAUACUACUGCAACCGUGUCAUGUCAUUGUUAAAUAAAUAUAACAAAUACAGUAAAACCUGUUAAUUUUCUAAGAAUCUCUAUCGAUGUUAGAAAUGAACUAGCAUUAGCAUAUCUACCUACAUCGUUAAUAACGUAUGGAUCGAUCGACUUGUCAUUAUGAUAAAAAAAUCCAGCUUAAAUUAAAUUACAGACAAAAAAGUUUCAAGAAAAUUAUUAAAUUGAUGUCUCCUCAGUUUCCUCAAUUAUCCCAAUAGCAAAAUCGCUGCAAGCAUACAUUUGUAGCAGGUUUAGACAAGUUCAUUGUUCAUUGAAAAUGUAUGUAAUUUAUGUUUAUGUAAAUGAAUGUACAUAUUAGCAUCUCUAAUUAAAGAAAUGAAUCGGCUUAAUACAUGUAAUAAACAAGGAUAAAAUAAUUGU